UGUAAAGUUAAAAUAUAUGCAUGUACAAUGCAAAAUAUUUACUACAACACCGUAUAUAUUUAUUGAACUGUGGUUGUUUUUUUUCUCAAUUUUCAGAGUGCACAGUGUGAUUCCAGAGGUGUCUUGGGUUGGGAGGCAGUUGAUGCCCUGGCAGCCUACCUGGUUGGCCUAAACAGAACGAUCACUGCCUUGUCAUCACAAGAGGAGGCCGACAUAGUCCAGCUGUACAUGCCUCUGCAUGCCAUGGACAAGGUACCAUCAAAAUAUAGCCAGAGAGUUAAGAAGAAGACUUUGCCAGGACCUUGGAGAGCAUCCAGGAAGCGGAGUGGCUCUGCUCCAGGACAGCAGGCAGCAGAGAGACUGUUCAUGACUCAUGGGCAGGCGGCUCAGGACCCUGAAGUCCACAGGGUCUGUGAAUGUGUUUGCAUACGGCUUUUGAAAGAGUUUCAGCAAGCAAGGAACAGGCCCAAGGACACACAAGGAAAUACUCUGCCAAUUCCACAAUCUAUUGUGGUGAUAUACAGCCACUUGAAACAGCUGCUGGAGGACAGCAGAGCGGUUCUAGGACAGACUAGCCUGGCUCUGGUCCCGAUAAACACCACUACUGUCUCCUCGUGGCUACUAAGAAGACAGAAACGUGUGGACAGAGACAUGCUGCUGCAGGGUACUGCACUGCCCAAACAAUUAUAUUUGGCCAAGGAGUCACUUCCUGAAGUGCGCACACGUCCAGCUGCUCCUGCACAGCAUGGGCAUGAGGCCAUGGUAUUUGAGGAGCCAGCAAAUCAGGAGGGAGAGGCCUUUAUUCAUAAGCGUAUCUCCAACAGGUGCCCACUGCCCACCCCUCCUCUUGGAUCUUACUCGGCAUUUCCCAUAUACCCACCAGCACCACACUUUGCAUUCCCCCCUGGGUCCUACCCACCCUUUCCCAGCUACCCACCAGGUCUACCAGUGCCUCAGUCUACCCAGUUUAUGCCCCCUCCCCAGUUCCAGCCUCCUCCCCAAUUCCAGCUGCCUGAUAACCUGCCACCACAAACUUGUCCCUCUACUCAGCCCAGGCAGCGCACAUGGAGAAGGCAGAAAGCUGCCCAAGAGGAUGAGGAGCGAGUGACUAGGGGGGAACCACCUCGGAAACGUCUAGCAAAGGACGUAUAUCGCUACAUCUGCAAGCAGCGUGGGCUGACAAAAAGCAAGACUACUGGCCACACUCAGCUGAAGGGCCGGUGGUAUUGUCCAGCCUCAGGCCUCUCUGUUGCACAGUGGAGGGAGAAUGUACACGGAGCAGUCCCUUUUGCCCUGUUUUUGGCCGGGACUGUAACCUACUGGACUAUAUGAUAGACUUCAUACUGACCACUACUGCCAUGUAUGCAGCAUGAGAAGUUUUUGAAAAGAGGGGCAUUUCCUUCACCAAGUAAAAGUGUGGAGGAUUCAUCUGGCCUUCAUCGGCCCCCAUGAGGUGACUCUAUGUAGA
Molecule: messenger RNA, 1468 nt
Organism: Onychostoma macrolepis
Lineage: Eukaryota; Metazoa; Chordata; Actinopteri; Cypriniformes; Cyprinidae
Exons: 4
Coding region: 229-1332 (367 amino acids)
Source: RefSeq, a predicted model, not a curated record